Molecule: messenger RNA, 7401 nt
Organism: Solea senegalensis (Senegalese sole)
Lineage: Eukaryota; Metazoa; Chordata; Actinopteri; Pleuronectiformes; Soleidae
Gene: ankrd44
Product: ankyrin repeat domain 44
Exons: 27
Coding region: 555-3725 (1056 amino acids)
Molecular function (GO): protein binding
Source: RefSeq, a predicted model, not a curated record
GAGGAGGAGGAGCAGAGAGAGAGACGAGCAGCGACUUCCUGUCACAGUCGUACCCCGCUGCCAGGCUGCCUCUUCGGGAGGCUUGUGGUGCUGCACACCGGGGAGGAAGGAAGGAGCAGCUUCUGCGGGUGCUGUGUGGCUCUGAGAGGGCUCCAGGACCCAGAACCGGAACCGGAGGAGCGUGAAACAUCAGCAGCCACAGCAGCAGGAACCCACUAUACAUGCGGGCGGGCUGCUGUCUCCACCGGCGGCUCCAGCUCCUGCUUCCCCGCCUCCCCGCGACCCCGAGCGGCCGCUUCAGCUCGGCAGCGUCGCCGCUCACAGCGUCAGUGGAGCGGGGUUCAUGUCCCUGGUGCUCGGCUUGGCCUUAAUCACAACCACCCGCCUGUGUGUUUGCUAGGAGGCUAACACAGAUUGAUCAGAGCAGGGAAGUCGAAGGCUUGGGCGGAGAGAGGCGCAGAAGGAGGCCGGCUCGCGGCGCAGCAUCGCCCCGUGUAUGGUGCUGCUCUGACGGAGGGAGCGGAGGAGCAGCAGCCGGAGCUGCUGACCCAGAGAUGGCUGUCCUCAAACUGGCCGAGCAGCCUCCUCUCAUCCAGGCGAUCUUCAGUGGAGAUCCUGAGGAAAUCCGGAUGCUCAUAUACAAAUCUGAAGACAUCAAUGCACUGGAUGCAGAGAAGAGGACGCCGCUGCAUGCGGCAGCUUUCCUGGGUGACGCUGAGAUCACCGAGCUCCUCAUCCUCUCUGGAGCGAGGGUUAACGCCAAAGAUAAUAUGUGGCUCACGCCUCUGCACCGCGCCGUGGCAUCUCGGAGUGAAGACGCAGUGCGAGUGUUGAUCCGUCACUCGGCCGACGUCAACGCGCGGGACAAGAACUGGCAGACGCCGCUUCACGUCGCCGCCGCCAACAACGCGCUGCGGUGCGCCGAGGUCAUCAUCCCGCUGCUAAGCAGCGUCAACGUGUCGGACCGCGGCGGACGCACGGCUCUGCACCACGCUGCCCUCAAUGGCCACACCGAGAUGGUGAACCUGCUCCUCAACAAAGGAGCAAACAUCAACGCGUUUGACAAGAAGGACGGACGAGCUCUGCACUGGGCUGCGUUCAUGGGUCACCUGGAUGUGGUUUGUCUGCUGGUGAGUCAGGGGGCGGAGAUCAGCUGCAAAGACAAACGGGGAUACACGCCCCUCCACACGGCGGCCUCUAGUGGACAGAUAGCCGUGGUCAAACAUCUGCUGAACCUGGCUGUGGAGAUCGAUGAGUCGAACGCCUUUGGGAACACGGCGCUCCACGUGGCGUGUUUUAACGGCCAGGACGCCAUCGUCAGCGAGCUCAUCGAUUACGGCGCCAACGUCAGUCAGCCCAACAACAAGGGCUUCACGCCGCUGCACUUUGCCGCCGCCUCCACGCACGGAGCGCUGUGUCUGGAGUUCCUGGUCAACAAUGGCGCGGACGUUAACGUGCAGAGUCGGGACGGGAAGAGUCCUCUCCACAUGACGGCGGUUCACGGACGCUUCACGCGUUCGCAGACGCUCAUACAGAACGGCGGAGAGAUCGACAGCGUGGACAAAGACGGAAACACGCCUCUUCACAUCGCCGCUCGCUACGGUCACGAGCUCCUCAUCAACACGCUCAUCACCAGUGGAGCAGACUGCACACGACGCGGCGUUCACGGCAUGUUUCCUCUUCACCUCGCUGCUCUCAACGCUCACUCCGACUGCUGCCGGAAACUGCUGUCCUCAGGCUUCCAGAUCGACACUCCGGACAGUCUGGGCAGAACGUGUCUGCACGCCGCCGCCGCCGGAGGGAACGUGGAGUGUGUGAAGCUGCUGCUGAGCAGUGGAGGAGAUCACAACAGGAGAGACACCUGCGGCAGGACGGCUCUUCACUACGCUGCAGCCAGUCGUCACUUCCAGUGUCUGGAGACUUUAGUCGGCUGUGGCACCGCCAUCAACGCCACUGACCAGUGGGGGCGCUGUGCUCUGCACUACGCUGCUGCCUCGGACCUGGACAGGAGACGUCGUGUUGCUCUGGAGCCAGAGAGUGAAGGAGUUCAGGCGGAGAGAGAGAAGGAGGCGGGGCUGUGUUUGGAGUUCCUGCUGCAGAGCGGAGCCACGUCCACGCUCAAAGACAAACAGGGUUACAGUCCCGUCCACUACGCCGCCGCGUACGGACACAGACACUGUCUGGAACUGCUGCUGGAUAGAGACAACAGUUGCCAUGACGACCCUGAGUCUCCGAACGCCAGGAGUCCGCUGCACCUCGCCGCGUAUCACGGCCACGCCCAGGCUCUAGAGGUCCUGCUGCAGGGACAGAGGGACGUGGACCAGGGGGACGAAGUGGGCCGGACUCCCCUGGCUCUGGCCGCGCUGCGUGGCCACGCCGACUGCGUCCACACCCUCCUCAGCCAGGGGGCGUCACCGCGCAGCACCGACACGCAGCAUGGACGCAGCCCCGCCCACCUGGCAGUGAUGAACGGUCACACGACGUGCGUGCGCCUCCUGCUGGACGAGUCGGACAGCGCAGACCUCGUAGACGCAGCUGACUCUCAGGGACAGACGCCUCUGAUGUUGGCGGUGGCGGGCGGACAUGUGGACGCCGUGUCGCUGCUGCUGGAGCGAGACGCCAACGUCAACAUGGCCGACAACCACGGCCUCACUGCGCUGCACCUCGGCCUGCUGUGCGGUCAGGAGGAGUGCAUCCAGUGUCUGCUGGAGCAGGAAGCGUCCAUCCUGCUGGGAGACUCGUGGGGUCGCACCGCCAUCCACCUGGCCGCGUCCCGGGGACACGCCUCCUGGCUGAGCGAGCUGCUGAGCAUCGCCUGCUCGGAGCCGCCGUCGCCGCCGCCGCUGAGAGACAACAGUGGAUACACGCCGCUGCACUGGGCCUGUUACUACGGUCAGGAGGGCUGUGUGGAGGUCCUGCUGGAGCAGAAAGGUUGUCGCUGUAUUGAUGGAAACCCCUUCACACCUCUGCACUGCGCUGUAGUCAACGAUCACGAGACGUGUGCGUCUCUGCUGCUGGAGGCCAUGGGCUCAGACAUCGCAGGCUGUAAGGACGCCAAGGACAGGACGCCGCUUCACGCCGCAGCCUUCGCGGGACACGUCGACUGCGUCCAGCUGCUCCUGUCGCACGACACGGCCGUGGAUGACGUGGACCAAUCGGGUCGCACGGCGCUGAUGAUGGCGGCCGAGAAGGGCAGAGUCGGAGUUCUCGAGGUGCUGUUGACCAGCGCCAACCUCACGAUGACGGACAAAGACGGAAACACAGCGCUACAUCUAUCAUGUAGUAACGGAAAAGAAGACUGUGUGUUGUUGAUUCUGGAGAAAAUGUCCGACACGACGCUCAUCAACGCCACAAACGCAGCUCUGCAGACACCUUUGCACCUGGCGGCGCGCAGCGGCCUGAAGAGGGCGGUGCAGGAGCUUCUGUCUCGAGGAGCUAACGUUCAGACAGUGGACGAGAACGGUCUGACUCCUGCUCUGGCUUGCGCUCCAAGCAGAGAGGUGGCCGACUGUCUGGCUCUCAUUCUGGCUACCAUGAUGCCUUUCUGCUCCCCUUGCAGCUCCGGGGCCCCGUCCCCAGGCUCCCUGCUGAGGCAGCUGCACAACCCGGGGGCCAAAGUGCCCCCCCCAGCCAUCCGCCGGGGCCCACGCAGCCCCAGGAACCCGUCCAGACCCUCGAGCGAGGGAACGACAGAGAACGACUCGGAGGAUUCGGAGACUUUCUGACGCUCUCUCUCCUCUGACCUCUGACCUCCAAAUGAACCUCUCUUCUUUUCUUUUUUUUAUUUCCCACCAUGACUCAGCGGUUUUAUGUCUGCAGUUACGGAGCGACACCUUCAAUAUUUAACAGAAUAUACGCGAAUAAUCCCGAGAAUACACCUGCUGGUGAAAACACUGUAAAAUGACCUAUUUUACGUAAUUUAGAAGUUUAAGAAAAAUCACUUUUACGACCAACAACUAAAACUCGCUCAAAUCACGUUGGACGAUUUUAACACGUAGUUGCAAGAGAAAAGAUUUAUGGUGACCUGAAGCUCCGCCCACAUUGGCCCACACUUUGUCGCAUUUAUUUGUCUCUUUUAGGCUAAUUUUCCCUUUUUGUUUGCGUAGAAUUUGUUACCAAUGCUGGUUUCUGCUGACUGGAUGUACGUACUUGCAGCUAAUUUAGUAGAACAGCCAAUAGGAGGCGCCCUUGCUCUCUGAGCUGCUCUGUGAUUGGUUACAUUCUCCUGUCACAGGAAAAGGUGGGAGGUGCACAAGUCACAUGAGAUGCGUUACAAUAAAAAGCACAUUUUUUUUAUUAUUGAUCAAUUAGGCAAAAAAAGUUGAUCUAAAUUAAUUAUUAAAACAAUCGUUUGAAUUAAAUAUCUAAAUAUGUGCGGGAAAUAAAUAAUAAAUAAGAAAAAAUAAUGUAAAUGUAGGAUUUAAAGCUAUUCAUGUGAUCAUUGACGUUUCCUGUGUUGAAUAUUGAAGGUUUGUCCAGAUUCUUCCUCCAAUCACUGCCACGUUUUUCAUCUUAGUUUCGUUUUCACGGAAGAAAAACAAACGAACGUCGGAGCUGGUGCACGACUGACUCUGAACGACUCUGAUCCCAGACCCGUUGUGGUUUCUUCACGUCAGCAUGUUUUAAAUCCACUCACAGGUGCUAAAACCCAAACCGACCUCGGUACUCGGUCUCUGAGAGACGCACGCGCGUUAGUCUUAAAAGAAAUAUGAACGAAGAAGCCAUUUUGUAAGUGUUUAUAAAAAGUGAAGUAGAACGUUAGAAAAACUCGGUGUCAUUUUAGCUUUUUCCUGAUUUUUGGCGUCUUUGUUUUUGCACCAAAUACAAAUAUUUACUUCCUUUUAAUUUCUUUUAUCGUCAACUCCUGAAGCACAAGUUUGUCGGAACGUGUUCACAGUUCGUACGCAAUUUUUAUGCCGACGAUGUUCAGUCUUUCACUCGUUCACUAUGGGCUCGUCUCAGUUCCCUGAAUCGUGUGACUUUUCCGCGCGUCUGUCGGGAGGAUUUGCUCGUACGUUCUCGUUCCUCAGAGGACAAACUCUUCUGAUUUAACGCGUUAAAGUCGAGAGAUCGUCACUCGUUCGUUCACAACUUCAGUCAAGAUUAAAAAUAUCAAAACGACAAUUAAAAAACAUCGUCAUGACGUUUUGUUCGGAAAUUCACGUUCCUCAGAGGAUAAACCCUUUUGACUUUUGCGAUCCUUAAACCUUUUAAUUUUUUGUAGGUCGGUUCUUGUCUUCGGUCCAGAUUGAAAGUAGCAAAAAAAAGGCCUAUUGCUAAUUAUCGUCAUGACGUUCAGGUCGUAUAAUCGUGUUCCUCAGAGGGUGAACCCUUCUGACGGUGACGAUCCUUUCACUUUAUCGCACGUCUGUAGGUCGGCCCGUAACGAGAAAAAACAUCAACUACAAACAUGAAUAACUGGGAAGCAGUUUAGUUCUUACGUUCAUGUUCCUCAGAGGGUGAACCCCCUCGGUCUGUGACAAUCCUUGAUUCACAACUUAAGUUCAAUUUAAACGUACAAAUUGCGUCUGCGACGAUGUUGCGAUGAACGAUAACUCGACGGAACUGAGACGAUCUCUCACUCGUGAACGUGACUGAAACAUGACUGAUUUUUUUGUUAGCAUUUUUAAUCCCGCAGGCCUAAAAUGGCCGACCGCGCACUCUUCGGACUCGUCUACGUUUUGUUGACCCGAUCGCGGCGCUCGUGUUUGUACGCACUUCGUAGAGCAGGGUAACCUUCUUCACUACCACGGUAAUAAUUAUGAUUAUGAUGAUAUUUAUUCUCUGAAACGCGAUGCACGAUGGUACUGAUGAUAUAACUGCCAGCACUUACACAACUUGACCACGCCCCCUACCCCUCCCUCGUUUACCUGACAGCUACGUGCCAUCGUCUCAAACGUGUCCAGUGCCUUGAUGUCCAAUCACUUUUUUUUUAUUCGUCUUUCCUGAUGUUGUUGUUGUUGUUAAAUCCCAAUAAUAAUGAUUUUUUUUUUUUUAAUUCUGAAGCUCGGUGGUGCAGAUUUGUCCAGAUUAUCACAUUUUUACUGGAAACAAAAAAUCAAGAAAAUUCUCAGUUAUUACUAAAAUGGACGUCAGGGUAUUUUUGGACAGUAAUUAAAAAAUUUCUAAAAAGUUUCCAAAUUAAAAAAAACAAAUAAUUUUACAACAAAAAAGAGAAAAUAUCACAUAUAAUGUGUUUAAAAUCUGCAGGAAGAAAAGUGAAAAUUUAGGUUAAACAUUUUUUUGGAAUCAACUGGGCUUAAUGUGAAUUUUCCACUUUUCAGUUUUUCUGGAAAUACAUUUUUUUUCCCGACAGAAAAUUAACCAAACUAUUUUCAAAAAGUGUGGAAAUGAUGUUUUGUUAAUUUUCGGUGAACUUUCUUUAAAUUGUGAAUUUCUUUUUAAAAUAACAUUUGACAGUUUGUUCUGGACAAAUCUGGACAAAUAAAACUGUCUCACCACCACGAAAUACUUCAGAUGAAUUAAUAAUUUUGAGUGUUUAUGAUAGAGAUUUUUUUUUUUUACCUACUUUGAUGAUUUUUCUGAAUUUGUCUCAUUGUUUAAACAAAUCUUUAAUAAAAAGACCAAAAAGUAACUUUUCCCAAAAUGUUUUUUAGAUGUUUUCUUAUAACAAUCUUUAAUUUAAAAAAACCCGCAGAUUAGGAUUAAUUGAAGGAAAAUCUUUGCAUAGUUUAAGAUACCGUCACUUACAAAAAAUUUAAAUCAGGACAUUUUACUGAAUUUAAAGUAAGAAAAUAAAAAAAUAGCUAACUUUAUAUUCCACAAAAAAUUUUUAAUUAAUUUUCUUUAAAUUUUUUUUAAGACUAUUUUGAGCGUUGGAUGAAAGUAAAUCAAAGUUAUAAUAAGAUACAUUUCAUCAAAUGUUUAGUUUUUGGUCUUUUUACUGAGAGUUGUUAACGUUAAACGUAAAAUGAUAAUAAUAAUAAUAAUAAUAAUAAUAAUAACAAUAAUAACGGGCCUUUUAUUCUCUUAAGUUUGUGUGAAAGUGUGAGUUUGUGCUUCGGUACUGAACAGUUUCUUGGGUUUUUUGUACAUAAUGUCAACGUAAAAAAAUGAUGACAAAUUUAAUACCAACAAUGUUUUUGUUUUUUUUUGUGUUUGUAAAUGAAUGAAGUGAUCAGAGUGUAACGUGUGAUGGACGGACGCACAGACGUCGGUGUGUCCGUCUCUUCUGUCCUCGCUGCUGCUGCUGCUGAGACUGAAUCUGUCUGCCAGUAUUAUUUUUAGGAUCAAUAUUUUAAAUAAAUAUUCUGCCAGACGACGUGAGCGUCGCCAUCGUCACAGCAGUUCCUGAUGCAGUACGACAUGUCGAGCGCCGUCUGUCGGCUUCUCUCCUUUUGUUUUUAUAGAAAUUGUAUGAUAAUAAAAAAUCGGUUUGAA